CCGUCGAACCCAGUCUAUUUUAGAAAAGACGUCAUUAAGGUAACUUAAUGCCUAUAUAUAUUGUAAUCCUUGGCCCUCUUGUGAGUGUGUAUAUCUCAAUGAUUGUGAUUCUACGAAAGUUGUAAAUAUGAAUGGCCCAGCAGCUCAUAAGUCCUUCAACAAUGGAGAAAUCUGUGCAGAUAGCAUGUUCGAGAGCGAGGAAGAACAACUCGCCGGACAAGCAGAGGCAUGGAAAUACACAUUUGCGUUUGUCGAGUCUUUGGCAGUAAAGUCCAUCGUUUUGCUCGGAAUCCCCGACAUCAUUGCGCGCCACGGCCCCAAAGCAACGCUUUCCCUCUCGCAAAUCGCAGCGGAGCUGCCCAGCAAAAAGCCCGACGUCAAUUGCCUCUUCAGAAUUCUGCGCUUCCUCGUUGCCAAGAAUUUUUUCAGGGCCGAAACGAGUGGCGGCGCAAAUGAAGUGAGAUAUGGGCUAACGCCUGCCUCUAAAUGGAUGGUAAAAGACGGCGCGGCGGCGCCGUCGCUCUCCAUGACUGCCAUGCUACUUAUGCAGAACGACGUGACGAGCGUUGCGCCGUGGCACCAUUUCAAUGAGUGCGUUCUUGACGGUGGAGUGGCCUUCGAGAGGGCUCAUGGCCUUCAUAUUUGGGACUACGGUGCUGCGCACCCUGAGUACAACGACCUCUUCAACCAAGCCAUGGCCUGCAACGCUAACAUCGUGAUAAAGGCCAUUUUGGCUAAAUACGAGGGGUUUCAGGGCUUGAAUUCCUUGGUAGACGUCGGAGGAGGAACUGGAACGACCGUUGCAGAGAUUGUGAAGGCUCACCCAACUAUCAAUGGGAUUAAUUACGAUCUUCCCCAUGUUAUAGCUACGGCUCCCAAAAUCCCGGGGGUAAAGCAUGUUGGAGGAGACAUGUUCAGAGAGGUGCCUUCCGCAGAUGCUGUAUUCAUGAAGUGGAUAAUGCAUGAUUGGGGGGACGAGGACUGUGUAAAGAUUCUGAAGCAAUGUAGAAAGGCGAUUCCAGAAACAGGGAAAGUGAUCAUUGUGGAUACGGUUCUGAACGCCCGAGAGAAGACGGCGCUCGAUCCUAGUUUGGGUCUUGUGUUUGAUCUGGUAAUGAUCGCUCACAGCUCUGGUGGGAAAGAGAGAACUGAGGAGGAAUGGAGGAAUCUGUUGAAUGAAGGAGGAUUUCCUCGUUUCAAUGUUAUAGCCAUACCAGCAUUGCAGUCUGUGAUUGAAGCUUUUCCUUAUUAGCGCUCUUUUGUGUAUGUAUGUACAGUGAAAUUGGUUGCCAUACUUAUUAAUGGAGCGUUUGCAGCUUUCCAUCUCCCAAACCCACUAUCGAAAUGGAGGCAUUUCAUCAACUAGAAAUAAAGAUCCACGCGUAUCAUAACUUUAUAUUACAAAUGGUAGUUUGUUUGGAUGCCGUUUGCUUAAUAAGUUAAAAUACCUUUGUUUCCUGUCAAUUUGAAUAUAAUAUUGUUAAAGGGCACCCAAAGUUCCCGUUACUUACUA
Messenger RNA from Cryptomeria japonica (Japanese cedar), 1513 nucleotides. Its product is annotated as (R,S)-reticuline 7-O-methyltransferase. Gene Ontology annotation, molecular function: S-adenosylmethionine-dependent methyltransferase activity; O-methyltransferase activity; protein dimerization activity. The coding region runs from base 128 to 1252 and encodes 374 amino acids. The transcript is spliced from 3 exons. The record is from RefSeq and is a predicted model, not a curated record. NCBI's taxonomy places the organism in Eukaryota, Viridiplantae, Streptophyta, Pinopsida, Cupressales, Cupressaceae. Gene Ontology annotation, biological process: methylation.